Fukomys damarensis (Damara mole-rat) is the source of this 4482-nucleotide messenger RNA. It is a transcript of the gene Ccnb3, whose product is annotated as cyclin B3. Gene Ontology annotation, molecular function: cyclin-dependent protein serine/threonine kinase regulator activity. The transcript has 12 exons. Gene Ontology annotation, biological process: mitotic cell cycle phase transition; regulation of cyclin-dependent protein serine/threonine kinase activity. Bases 117 to 4373 code for a protein of 1418 amino acids. The record is from RefSeq and is a predicted model, not a curated record. Gene Ontology annotation, cellular component: centrosome; cytoplasm; cyclin-dependent protein kinase holoenzyme complex. Lineage: Eukaryota; Metazoa; Chordata; Mammalia; Rodentia; Bathyergidae.
UGUGUGAGGCGGGGGUUUCUCUUCCGACCGUUAAGAGGGUUUUCCGAGGAGGCGAUAAGAUGGCUGAGGCGGUUAGUGGCCCUGCCUUGGACAAAACACUGCUGAAUCUGUAAGAGAUGCCGCUCCCACACCAAAACUUCAAGGCUGAGACUAAGAAAUUUCAGUCCAGCAAAACUGUGCCCAGUGAUCGUGGCCAAUCCAAGGAGAUGGGAGAGAAUUACCAAGUGAAAAUAUCUCCAUCCUCACCUCAGGGGACGUUCAAAAAGAGAUCAGCUUUUGAAGAUCUCACAAAUGCUUUUCAAUAUCAACCUGUCCAGUCUAAGAAGGAAGACAACAAGGAGUUUGAAAAAGAUGUUCCCAAGACAAUUAACAGAAGCAAACAUUCUCUUGAAUUGGGCCGAUGUACUGAAAGGAAGACAAAAAAAUAUAAGUUGGAGGUCUCAUCAGUAGUAGCCUCUACUCCCUCAGUACCAAAUGUUUUGGAGAAAUCGCUCCUUCUGAAUGUAUCCACGAACUCCAAAACACCUACUACUAAGGAGGUAUCUUUUGCCAAAAAACCAUUACUUUUAAUAGAGGAACCCAGUACUGAAGUGACAACCCUCCAAACGAUGUCAUUAAAGAAGCGUACAAUUCCUGGGGAAACAUGCCUAUUGGAGAAUUCACUAUUGUUACAGGAGGAUACUGACAGUGAUGAUGACUUUAUUAUACAGCCAGUGACUUCUGGAAAGAAGCAUAAAUCCAAGGAGGCAGCCAUCACUAAGAAGACAUUAUCCUUAAAGAAUAUAUGCACAUAUCCGGGGAAACAGUCUUGCUUGGAAGACGUGGUGACCUUGCAGGACAGCAAUGUUGAUGAGGAUUCCUUCUCUGUGGAGCUCAUGAAUUUAAAGAAGAAGCCUAAAACUGAGAAAUCACCCCCCACUAAAAAUCCAUUAUCUUUAAGUGGUAAGUGUACCACUGUGGAGAAGAUCUCCAGAACGAUAAAGCCAGUAAAAUUGCAGAAGAUCACCACUGAGAAUAAAUUAGUUACUAAGGAGCCAUCAGCCUUUAUGAGAAAGCCUACUGCUGACAAGGAGUCCCUUUCUUGUGAGCCAUCUGCACUAAAAGAGAAACACAAUACUAAGCAAGACAUUUCCAUCUGGAAGAAAUUGACCUUGCUGGAGGAGACUGACUUUGAAGACGAAUCCCUUUUUGAGGAAUUACCGACUUUUAAGCAGUCGCCUACUAUGGAGGAGCUAACCUUUACCCCAAGCCCAGUUUUUGGAAGGACAGAAUGCACAAUUCAAAGGAGGUGCACUACUUGUGGGAUGCCGUCCCACUUAAAGAAGCCAGUAGAAGUACAGGGCGUUAUCUCUGGGGAGGAGUCACUCAGUCCAAAGCCAUCUUCCUUUAAAAGAAAUCCUAUCACUGAAUUCUACCAAGAGCCAUCUGCAUCACAGGAGAAGCAUACUACUCAAGAAGAGAUAGACCUCUUGGAGGAGCCGUGGACAUUGUUUGAGAUUAUCGAUUACGAAGCUAGCUUUGGUACUGAUGUAGUUUCUUAUAACAAACAGCAAACUACCAUGGAGGCAAGCCACACAAAGAAGCCAUUACCUUUAAAAAAGAAGCAGAAAAUUCAGAGGAACACCAAUAGAGAUAAUUCACUCAUUGAGGAGCCAUUGUUCUUUGAGAAGUUUAGCAGUGACGAGGAUUCCCUUUCCCAGGAGCCAUCUUCAUUCGAAGAGAAGGGUAGCCCAGAGGAGAAGAUGAUCACUGUGCGGGUGCCUAGGUCCCUACAACAAUCUCGUGCUAAGAAGGCACAGUCACUUUUUCGGGAGUCUUUGGCUUUUCAAAAGCAGCAUAACACUGAGAAGGCAACCCCCAGCAAGAAACCUUUAUCUUUAAAGAAGCAGGAGCAUACCACUCAAGGGACAGUGUCUCAUAUGAAAAAGCCAUUAGUAUUGCAGACAGUCACCUCUGAAGAAAAGUCACCCAAGGAGCCACUGUCCUUAAAGAAGAAAAAGUGCACCACUCAAGCAACACCCCCCAGGAUAGAUCUUUCAGACUGGCAGGAUAUAGUUGUUAAAGAUAAGAAUUCUUUCUUUCUGAAGCCAGUAUCAUCUACAGAAAAGCAUACACCUGAGAACGCAGUCCUCACCAAGAUGCCAUCAUCUUUGAAAAAGCAAACCACUCAGAGGAAGACUACUUCUGAAGAAGAGUCACUCUGUGAGAAGCUGUUGCCUUUUAAGAAGAAGCCUACAACUGAAGAGGAGUUCCUCUCCCAGGAGCGAUCUGCAUCUAAAGAGAAACAUACUAUUUUUCAGGUGUCACUCUCAAGAAAGCCAGUAGCCUUGCAGGAGAAGACCACUACUGAAGAAGAGUCUUAUAAUAAGAAACCAGUGACUUUGAAGGAGAAGCCUAUCGUUGAGGAAGAGUUCCUCUUGCAGGAGCCAUUUUCUUUGCAUGUUAAGCCUAUCAACAAAGAUGAAUCCCAUUUCCAGAAGGCUGUGGUCUUGCAAGAGAAGACUAAUACCAAAAAGAAGACUUUGGUUUUGCAUAAGAGCACCAUGACGGAAGAGUCCUUUUUCAGUAAUCUCUCAGUUUUGACAAAAGAGCCCUGUGCUGAGGCAGCAGCAAGCACAGGGAGGCAAUUACCUAUAAAGAACAAGCUCACUGCUCAGGAGCAGGCAUUUCUUUUAAAGGAAAAAUUAGCUUUGCAUGAGAAAAUCACCAAUGAUGAAGGGAACCUUAUUAAAGAGCCACUGGUCUUGCAGGAGUCCGUGGGCAGUGAAAAGGUCCUCUUCAAGGAGCCCUUGACCAUGCAGGAAAAGCUUGGCACUCCAAAGGUCCUCUUCAAGGAGCCCUUGACCAUGCAGGAAAAGCUUGGCACUCAAAAGGAGACUGUUUUUAAGAAGCACACCAUUGACAUAGAGGCUCACUUCAAUCAACAUUUGGACAUGCAAGAGAAACCCAGCAUUGAGAAAAAGCCCAACUUUCAGGAGCCUGUGAACUUGCAGGAAAAGCCUACUGUUGAGGAGGAAGCCAUAUUCAAAAAGCCUUUGGCCUUACAGAAGAAAGCUGGCCUUGAGUCUGAGGCUAUGCUGAAAGAGCUUUUGGCCUUGCAGGAGAAGCCCAACACUGAGAUGGAAACUGCACUAAAGGAGCCCUUGACCUUGCAGGAGAAGCGCAGCACUGAGAAGGAGGCUAUCCUCAAAGAGCCAUUAGCACUUCAGGAGAAGUCCAACAUUGAGGAUAAAGUGCUCUUCCAGAAACCAUUAGCCUUGCAGAAGAAAUCUACUAUAAAUGCACCAUUUCUCUUCAAGAGUAUGUUAUCCUUGAAUGAGAAAUCUAGCACUGAGAAUGAGUUGUCUUUUCAAGAGCUGUUAGAUUUAGAAGAGAAUCUUAUCAUCAAAGAAGAUAUUUUUCCAGAAACAUUGUGGAUCCUUGAGAACAGCCCAUAUGUGUCUAGCGAUGCUGUUGAAUCCAGUACAGAUAAAUCCAGUGCAAGUGAAUCUGGUUCCAAAAUACCUUUCUCACCUCAAAGCAGAACACAGAAGGAGCAGAUGACCAUACUGGAAGAUACUGGCAAGGACCACGAUGAUCCAUUUCUCAGCUCAGUAUAUGCUCCGGAAAUCUUCCGUUACUUGAAAGACAGAGAGAAAAAUUUCAUUCUUAAAAAUUACAUGAAAAGGCAGACUGAGAUCACCAGUGACAUGAGGGCCAUUCUUGUGGACUGGUUGGUGGAAAUACAGAUGAGCUUUAACAUGAGACAUGAGACCCUGUACUUGGCAAUGAAACUGGUGGAUCAUUACCUAAUGAAGGAACUGUGCAGGAAGCACAAGCUACAACUCCUUGGUUCUACUGCCUUUCUGAUUGCAGCAAAGUUUGAGGAGCUCCUUCCACCUUGUGUGGAUGACUUGCUGUAUGUCUGUGAUAAUAUAUAUAAACGACACGAGAUGAUUGCCAUGGAAUUGAGCAUCCUGAAAACCCUUAACUUUGACAUCAACAUUCCUGUUGCCUAUAAUUAUCUGCGCAGAUAUGCUUUGUGUCUCAAUGUCAACAUGAAGAUACUGACUUUGUCUCGCUUCAUCUGUGAGUUGACUCUGCAGAAAUAUGACUUUGUCCAUGAGAGGGCUUCCAAGCUAGCUGCUGCCUCUUUCCUCUUGGCUCUCUACAUGAGUAAUCUCAAAAAUUACGCUCCUCUUUUGGAGUUUUGCAGUGGCUACAUGACCUUUGAGCUUCACCCUCUGCUUAGAAAGCUGAAUGUCAUGCUGACUUGCCAUUAUUGUGAUAAGCUCAAGACUGUAUAUAACAAGUAUUCUCAGAUAACAUUCUUUGAAGUCACCAAAAUUCCCCCCUUGGACAUAGCGACGCUGGAUGAGAUUUUUGCUUACUAAUAGAGCUGCGGUUCCGGCACUUUAGCAGCAGGCAUCAGGGCCAGCCAGACGUACCAAUAGGCUAUAUUUAUUCUGUGAUUGAAUUUGUCUUUUAUAUACUUUUCUUCAU